Molecule: messenger RNA, 2199 nt
Organism: Aspergillus neoniger CBS 115656
Lineage: Eukaryota; Fungi; Ascomycota; Eurotiomycetes; Eurotiales; Aspergillaceae
Exons: 10
Coding region: 1-2199 (732 amino acids)
Source: RefSeq, a predicted model, not a curated record
AUGGCAACCCCGCUCGAUCCCUUCUCAGCCUUGUCAGCCACCGUCCCAUAUCAGGCCUCGCUGCCUCCUUUCCUCCCAACAUUUUGUACCAGCUAUGAGAUCUAUACCUUCCGCAUCCAAUUAUUCGCUAAAGGAUCACGUCGCACCUACCACAAGAGUUGCUACCAGGGAGAAAUUUCACACAGAAUGACCACCUCCCUCUGGGCGAGAGCCCUCUCCGCCCUCCCAGACAAAGAUCAGCGCAUGUUUCCCACGUCAGGCAUUGCAUCACCACCAGUCCCACAGACAUUGACCGACAUCAUCACUGCAAUCGAAAUGCAGCGCGAUCGUUGCAAACGCCACAAAUGGUCGACCACCACCAUCGGUGGCAAGGAGAUCAUCAUUCGUGAUUUUGCCAGUGUGGUCGAUAUCGUUGUUUCCUAUGACCCGGUCCAUGCGGCACUACCUUGGGCAGGAGUGCGCUUUGUGCUUCAGCUGUUCUUGAACGGAAUCGAAACUUUCGGUGCUAUUGUGGAGGGGCUCGAGACGUCUGUGAGGGUCAUUGCGCGGGGUGGAAUACUCGAAGGUUCAUAUUAUCAGAAGAACUCUGCGCUGAGUGAAGCAAGACAGGCCUUGCAAGAUGAAAUCGUCAAGUGCUAUACAGCGGUCUUGAAAUUUUUGUCUCUGGCGAGGAAAUAUUAUCAGUGCUCGCGAACGAAACGUGCGGUUGCCUUCAUGUCCAAAGACGAUUUUAGACACUGCACCAAGGAAAUAAAGAGUGCCGAGCAGCAAUUUCUGAUACAGAAGGGGCUCGCUGAUAGCGAAGACCUAGCUACAUCAACGGCGGACCAGGUCAAUGAUAUGAAAGCAAAACUAGAAAAAGCCCUCCUGGACCUUGAUAAGCCAGUAACACGAGUUGUGGAUCAAGUUUCCGACCUUCAUCGAGCUCUGAAAGACAACGAGAGGGACCAAACCCUGAGCUGGAUAUCAGCUGUCCCGGCUCAGAAACAUCUUCGUGAGGCAUCAACAUCGCUGAUGCCAGGCUCUGCAGAAUGGCUUUUCCGUCACCCUGAAUUCCAGGCAUGGAGCAAUUCUAGUAGCUCUGAGUUUCCCUAUCAAAUUGACAAGAAGCCGGCUGCGGAAAGUCCAAGAUCGCUACACUUUUUUUGCUCGAGAAACCCGGCGGAACCAGAGCGUGGCGAUGCUGGGGAGAUACUCCGAUCACUCAUAAAGCAGCUUUCUCUAUCCGCUAGUAACGAUCUGAUGAGGACUCCAGUCAUCGAGGAGUAUCGGAAACGCCUUAAAGAAGCAAAUUACUAUGGUGAAGGGCCAGCUGCUUUGUCUGUAGAAAGGUGCACCGAGCUUUUGUGUGAGCUUGGCCAGUCAGCCUCGGUCAUACUAAUUAUCGAUGCUCUUGAUGAAUGUGAUUCACAGCAGGGUAUGAUACUGCAGCAUUCUCUCGAAGAAAUGUGUCAGAGCUGUCGCGAUCUGGUCAAAUUAUUUAUCUCCAGUCGAUACGAAGAGGAUAUUGCUACUGGAUUCAGACAGAAACGGACUCUUUGUGUGACACCGCAAGGCACUGAAGAUGAUCUCAAACACUUCAUUGCUCUCCGCGUGAGCAAGUUUGUGUUAAGAUGGGCCGAUCUACACAGCGAGGCAAGCGAUAUACUACAACAGCUGGAGAAGGACCUGAAAGAGAUACUUAUUACUGGAGCACAAGGAAUGUUCCUAUGGGUGUCGCUGCAACUCGAAUGUAUCAGUGAUACCUCGCAAGUUAAAGACCUGGAAAGUAUUUAUGAAGCUCUAAAAUCUCUACCUGCAACGCUUGGUCGAUCCUACGCCGCCAUUCAUUGCCGAAUUGAGUCAAUGAAGGCUCGCUCAUCCGACGGUUCGAGAUUAAUUAUCAUCAGAUCAGCCUGUACCCAAAUCGUAGCAGCUGACACAAUCUACAGAUAUCUCGAAUCCGUUGAGAUCUAUCGCGAUAAAGAAGUGUGCUAUAGCAUGGCCCUGAGGUGCCUGGGUGCAUAUCUGGGCGAAGGUUGUGGUGAAAAUGGAUUUCUCAAAUACGCUACAAACUAUUGGCCAUCUCAUGUGGAGGACCUUGGGUGUGCACCCCAGAGAGCCAAAGUUGUUCCUCGUCUCACAGACUUCUUUACAAAAGAAGAGCACUUUGAUGACUGGCUGGACAAUUUCGAGCUACAGCAGAAAAGGCAGUUCUAG